This is a messenger RNA of Episyrphus balteatus (marmalade hoverfly), 1705 nucleotides long. RefSeq lists its product as uncharacterized. Lineage: Eukaryota; Metazoa; Arthropoda; Insecta; Diptera; Syrphidae. Gene Ontology annotation, cellular component: cytoplasm. The record is from RefSeq and is a predicted model, not a curated record. Gene Ontology annotation, molecular function: ATP binding; protein serine/threonine kinase activity. The transcript is spliced from 11 exons. Gene Ontology annotation, biological process: intracellular signal transduction; protein phosphorylation. The coding region runs from base 99 to 1613 and encodes 504 amino acids.
UUAAAAAGUCGUUUUUAUGUUUUGUUUGUACUUCACAGUCUUUUUGUUUUAGUUUGUAAUUUACAUCUUUUUUUUUAAAUCGUGCCCCAGGAGUUGUUAUGAAUUGUCAUGAAUAUCAAAAGAAACUUAUUAAAGUUGGCAAUUAUGCGAUGACAGGACGUUUUCUUGGUAAAGGUCAUUUUGCACGAGUCCAAGAAGCCACUCAUAUUCAUCUAAAUGUCAAGGUAGCCGUUAAAGUUCUAACUUUUCGUGACGUUAAAGAGGAGUACAUCAUAAAAAACAUGCGUCGAGAAGCAAAAAUUCUAUCAAAAGUAUCUCAUCCAAAUAUAGUUUAUCUCUUCGAGACCAUCACUACAGCCAAACGAUACUACAUAAUCACGGAACUAGUUAAUGGUGGCGAUCUAUGUACCUUCAUCACGUCCCAACGCACUGGAAAGCUCGAUGAAAAACAAACACGUCCAUUAGCCCGACAGAUUAUUUCCGCUGUAGCCCAUUUGCAUGAACGUGGAAUUGUCCACAGGGAUCUAAAAAUGGAAAACAUUCUGCUAGACAAUACAAAAGAAACUGUCAAAUUGGUUGAUUUUGGUCUAAGCAACUACCGACGUGGUGUGGAACUGCUUCAUACACAUUGUGGUUCACCAGAGUAUGCUGCACCGGAACUUUACAUCAGUGGUCGGCAAUAUGGUCCAGAAGUGGACAUCUGGAGCCUCGGUGUCAUAUUCUAUGGAAUGCUUGUGGGUAAGCUACCCUUUGAAUCGUGGCACAAGACUGGUCUUACACCGGAUGUAAAACGAAAACAACUAAUCCGGGAGACAAAAAUUGGAUUAACUAACCGCCACCAAAAGAAUCUAAUGGACGUAUCCUUGUUGUUUCGAAAUUUGAUUGAGAGAAUGCUAUGUCCGAAUCCAGUGGACAGAAUUACAAUGUUAAAUCUACAAACUCAUGCCUGGAUCUAUGGUCGGUUUUGUCGAGAGUAUCCUCAAGUUGAUGGAACAUGGAAGAGAAUGGCUAUGACACGAAUAGCAAAAAUUUGCGAUUUACCUGCAGCUGAUAUUUGUCGAACAAUCGAAACGAAACGAUAUUCACCGUUAGCUGGGAUAUUCAACAUUGUCAAACUACAUGAAUUGCAAAGGAAAAUUGAAUCGGAUCCAACUCUUAGAGAUAAAACUAAAGAAGUUCAGAAAACCAAAUUGUUGAUUGAUUUGCCAAAACCUAUCCCAAUUUCAAAACCACAAAAAGAAAAAAUUCCUAUUCAAAAUGUUGUGAUGUCUAUCCCACGUGUACAACAUUCUCAAACUGAAGAGCAAACAAAACAAAAUAGAAUUCAAUGUUCGAAAGCUAUCAAAUCCAAUCAAAAACCAAAAACACCCUUUACUCUUGGUCCAUCAUCAAUAACUCCCAGACGAAGAGGAUUCACUAAGGGCCUUGGAGCAGCUAUAAGUAAAAUGUUGCAUAAGAACAAACCUAAACAAACAGGAGAUGCACCAGCACCAAUACCACCACUAAAACAGGAAACUAUACCUGUAAGAAAGUUUAAUGGAAUCCCAAUGCAUACAGCUGCUAGAGCUGCAGCAAGAUUUGAAUUAGACAAAAGAGCUGCUCGAAAACGAUAAAAAUGCAAACACAAAUUUGAAGCUUAUAAUAAAUUAAUACAAAAAAAUAUAUUUCUUAAAUACAUACAUAAAAAACAAUACCAACAAUAAAA